This is a messenger RNA of Marmota monax (woodchuck), 1376 nucleotides long. RefSeq names its product WAP four-disulfide core domain 3 (gene Wfdc3). NCBI's taxonomy places the organism in Eukaryota, Metazoa, Chordata, Mammalia, Rodentia, Sciuridae. Bases 422 to 1111 code for a protein of 229 amino acids. Gene Ontology annotation, biological process: innate immune response; antibacterial humoral response. Gene Ontology annotation, cellular component: extracellular region. The transcript has 6 exons. Gene Ontology annotation, molecular function: peptidase inhibitor activity. The record is from RefSeq and is a predicted model, not a curated record.
AACUACAAUGUUGGUAAACUUUGUUAUUUGCUUAGCUUGGCUGUUCUCUUAUAAGUCAUGCCUCUAGUCCUUCCCUUUGUCAUUUCACCCGAGUCCUUUGAAAGGCCUGGAGGCUCUCUUCAUCCUCUAUCCAAUGACUCUCCCUCCAUUUUUCCAGCUUCCCACUAGAAUCCUCACUGUUGUCUAGGGGUACUGUGUGAAGUUGCAUUACAGAAUUUGAUCACCCCAUCACAUGUGCCCUAUGGUAGUGCCAGGAAUUUUCCCACACAUCACCAACCAAUCACUCUUCUUGUUGUCAGGAGAAGACAUUCUUGGGCAGUAUUGCAUAAGGGAAGACUUUGGAACUGGGUUGAGGUAGAUUCUCUGGUCCUGCCCUUUCUUUGGUUGAUACUCUGGGCAAGGUGUUCACCUCUGGCCUGAAAUGGGCUCACAUCUCAACCUCAGCAUCAUCAGGAUGUUAAGCUACCUCUUUCUUCUGAAGGCACUUCUAGCUUUUGGGUUCCUGGCAUCCUGGGUAACAGCAGAAGAGCAUGUGAAAGAGGGAGAAUGCCCUCCUGAUAAGAACCCGUGUAAAGAGCUGUGCCAGGAGGAUGAGUCAUGUCCUCCUGGGCAGAAGUGCUGCAGCACGGGCUGUGGUCAGGUCUGCCGAGAAUACAUUUCCAUAGGGAUGAAAAGAAUCUGUCCCAGGAUUGUUCGUAAACGAUCCUGUUUUAAAAGUUGCACCACCGAUGACACAUGUCCAGGUGUAAAGAAGUGCUGUACGUUUGGCUGCAGCACAGCCUGUGUGGCCCCAGUCUCUCACUACAAGCUGGGGUUUGACGGUGAAUGUCCCGACGACCCCCUUCCCUGUGAGGAGCAGUGUGACGGGGAUGCGGCGUGUCCUCUGGGGCAUAAAUGCUGCAGCACCGGCUGUGGCCACACCUGCCGUGGAGACAUCAAGGGAGGGCGGGCUGGGAAUUGUCCCACCUUUCUGGUAGGCCUGUGUGUCGUCGAAUGCAUGAUGGAUGAGAACUGUCAAGCUGGGGAGAAGUGCUGCAAGUCAGGAUGCGGCCGUUUCUGUGUCCCACGGUCCUUGAACUUCAACAGGACCCUCAGGUCGGAUCUGAAUUAGAGGCCUCGGUGCCCUACUUGUCCUGAUUUGUCUGGAGCUUCAUUAGUGACUCCAGGAGGUUCGUCCUGGCAGCCAGGAGAGGCUGACAUCCUGCGGCUUGUGAGCCCUCUGUGUCCUGCUUUUCUUCCUCCCUGGCCUGGAGCACAGGAGGAGCAGUGCUGGCUGGGGUGGGUGUCGGUGCGCCUCUUCCCCAAUAAAGGCUGGUGCUGGCCUCUGUCUGUGUGUCUGGGCUCAGAUGAGGCGGGACUGGGAGGCUGCUGAGGGA